AAAUUAUUAUAAUUGUUUUUCUUUUGUACUAUAAUAUUAUUCGAACUUUUUGGAGUGGUUAGCUUAAGCCAGGACUAUAGUUUAAUUAGGAAAUAUUACUAGUUUUAACAAACAUACCUUACUAAAAAUUACUUCUGUAAAUUUUCAGGCAAAACAAAGGGCACUGGUGUAUGAAGAUAUGUCAGUGUUUUCAGUUUUGACAGCUCUUACGUUUAUUUUAGUCUAGGAUUAGUCUAAUCCCUGUCCGGGAAACCGCCCCAUAAUAAUUAAAAUCUGUAUAGCCUCCUCUAUUGUAACAACAAACAAAUUAGGAUUUUUUAUUUUAUUAUAUUUUAAAAACUAAAUUGGCAAGAUAACUGAAAAUUCAGCUGACAUGGCUUCAUGGUUUAGGAUCGUGCGUAACCAAAUUUAAAUCUCAGGAACUGUAAAUAUAUUUUAUAAGACACGGUUUCAAUUCAGUUCUCUUCAGGCUACGUCAAGACCUAUUUGACUAUACAAGAUUCAGGUUCUGUACAGUUUAAUAUCACGAGCAGAUCUUAACACACGUGUCAGAGGGGUUUUGUUUUGGAUAGGCUCCCCGCUCAUCUGAUGUGUUUCCGGUAAGAGUGGGCGACUGUAAUGGGUUGUGCACAUAGAAAGAGGUGUCAAACUGCGGACGGGCAACGCAGAGUGUCUGGUAUGUGCUGUCAAGCCUUUGAAAACCGAGGCACAGUGACGGUAUGCAAGUGUACAAUGUACUCUGUUUCGGGGGUAAUUUGCGCGCUGUCUAGGACACCUAGAUAACGCUUUCCGUCUUUCCUAUUUGAAAGGGAAUAGGAUACUUCAACCAGUGGAAUUUCAAAGCGCAGGCUGAAAUGGAUGAGCAGAGCGAAGAUGAGAGCAGCUCUCCAGCCCUGCUGCAGGCUGAAGACCACACACACAGGACCACCAACUUUUUCAUCGACAACAUCCUCCGACCGGACUUCGGCUUCAGAAGGGCACAGAAUCCAGGCGCGCGCGCAUCAGAGAAAGGGGUACUAGCUCUCCCCAGUACUCCCUGUCUGGAUUCUAACUGUAGCACUGACAGCGUUUCAUCUUCAGUCUCCUCCACUGUUUCCUCCCCUGGAAGCAAGAGACAUUCAACGGUAGACGAUGUCAGUGGAAUUAAGUCCCAAACACAUAAGUUUGUCUCAGCGUCAUCCGUUGCUUCGGAUAGCUCCGGUGAAACCUCCGCGCCCGGUAAAGACGCUCAGCAGCUUCUGUGGCCGGCGUGGGUUUAUUGCACGAGAUACUCUGAUCGACCGUCAUCUGGCCCAAGGACCCGGAAAUUGAAAAAGGAGAAAAACGACAGUGAGGAUAAACGACCCAGAACGGCAUUUACAGCUGAGCAGCUCCAGAGACUAAAGACUGAGUUUCAGGCCAGCCGGUAUAUCACGGAGCAGCGGCGACAGGUGCUCGCGCAGGAGCUCAACUUGAACGAGUCGCAAAUUAAAAUCUGGUUCCAGAACAAACGAGCUAAAAUCAAGAAAGCCAGCGGGUUUAAGAACGGCCUGGCGCUACAACUGAUGGCCCAGGGUCUGUAUAACCAUUCCACCACCACCACCACCAGCAUUCAAGAGGAGGACAACUGACACUAGCACAGAGGUCGAUAAAAAGAUCCAGACUUUAUACCACGAAGAGAUUGUUGAAAGAGUUUGGUAAAAGCUUUAGCCUAAUUAAUUAAUGGCUACAAACUUUUUGAAGAUGGUCCAGUUAAAUCAGUUUUUUUAUUUCGGAAUUAAUACGUGGACUCCAUCAAUCAGUUUCUCUUGAGUCUUGUAUGCCAAUUUAACGGAAGAUUGCUCGUGCCAAAGAUGUUCGAUAAACGUUUACAGCUUACAAAACAUGCCGGAUCUGAAUAUGUUUUAGCAGUAUUUUGACUAUAAUUAUUUUUUUCAUUUACUGAUUCGAGUUAAGGGAUAAGGGAAACGUAAAUAAACGAUAUCAAAUAUGAAGAGUUUCGUUGGAAAACGACAUAACACCGUUUU
Misgurnus anguillicaudatus (oriental weatherfish) is the source of this 2006-nucleotide messenger RNA. It is a transcript of the gene en1a, whose product is annotated as engrailed homeobox 1a. Gene Ontology annotation, cellular component: nucleus. Gene Ontology annotation, biological process: regulation of transcription by RNA polymerase II; neuron differentiation; multicellular organism development. Gene Ontology annotation, molecular function: DNA-binding transcription factor activity, RNA polymerase II-specific; RNA polymerase II cis-regulatory region sequence-specific DNA binding. The record is from RefSeq and is a predicted model, not a curated record. Lineage: Eukaryota; Metazoa; Chordata; Actinopteri; Cypriniformes; Cobitidae.